AGAUUCCGCACUGGACUCCUCGAUGCACACUCUUCCUACAAAGCGCAACCUGGACGCCUCCAUUUUCAAUCUCUGCUUCCAUUUUGUCUCUACUGAUUUGAUUUCCCUCUUGUUUUUGUUCAUAAUCCAUAAUCGUAAUCGUAAUCAUAAUCAUAAUCUCAAUCCCUGUCUCCAUCCCCUUUUCUUAGUUUGUAAUCAACUCCAACCGCAUUUCGUUUCACUGUUUCUCCGCCUCAGUUUCAUCGCUUGGUCGUUGUAGAAAGAUUAAACUUUUUUGAGCUUUCGACGUUACUUGGGAUCAUUUGCUAUUUUCAGAAUGGCUGCUGCAGUAUUUCACCGAUCUCUUGGGACUUUUCUUACCCACGGACAAGCUAAUAGUUCAAGUAAUUUGUCGAAAUCGAAUUCGAAGUGUUUCAAGGUCGAAGUCGUGGUCUUCAGAAAGAUGUCUCCUAGAUCUGGCAAUAUGAAUGUAACAGCAAUUCAAGCGUCUUCUUCUCAAACUUCAAUUUCUGAUCCCAUUUCAUCACCUUCAAUCAACACCACUGAAGAUUCACAGAAAAAACAAAAGGAAGCAGCGUUGAUCUUGAUUCGGCAUGGAGAAUCAUUGUGGAACGAAAAGAACUUGUUUACUGGCUGUGUUGAUGUGCCACUGACCAAGAAAGGUGUGGAAGAGGCAAUUGAAGCUGGCAAGAGAAUCAGCAAUAUACCCGUCGACAUGAUCUAUACAUCUUCGCUCAUUCGUGCACAGAUGACUGCCAUGCUUGCUAUGACUCAGCAUCGUCGUAAAAAGGUUCCAGUUAUUAUUCAUAACGAAACUGAGCAGGCAAGGGUCUGGAGUCAAAUAUUUAGUGAAGAAACCAAAAAACAAUCCAUCCCAGUAAUAGCAUCUUGGCGAUUGAAUGAAAGAAUGUAUGGGGAACUACAGGGUCUCAAUAAGCAGGAGACUGCUGAAAGGUACGGAAAAGAACAGGUCCAUAAAUGGCGCCGGAGUUACGAUAUUCCUCCUCCUAAUGGCGAGAGUUUGGAGAUGUGUGCAGAGAGAGCUGUUGCUUAUUUUAAAGAUCAAAUUGUACCCCAGCUGCAAUCUGGAAAGAAUGUAAUGAUUUCUGCACAUGGAAAUUCAUUGAGGUCCAUAAUUAUGUAUCUAGACAAACUAACUUCUCAAGAGGUUAUUAGCUUAGAGCUAUCGACUGGAAUACCCAUGCUCUACAUAUUUAAAGGAGGAAACUUCACUAGGAGGGGAAGUCCUGCAGGACCUUCUGAGGCAGGUGUUUAUGCUUAUACCAGGAGUUUGGCUCUCUACAGACAGAAGUUAGAUGAGAUGCUAAACUAAAAUAACUUAGCGAAAGUACAGGACCUUGCUUCCAAUGGCACUGCAACUAUUAACGACGUGCUUUUGUGGCAACUCGACUGCAAUGAAACAGAAGAAGUUCACAUGAAAUUGUAGUUAUUUUUCCCUCGAAAUCUAAGUAUCGAAUUCUCCUUUGUUUGUUUAUUUGGGGAUUGAAUCUUCGUACCAAACCUUGUUAAGGUCUAGACCAUCCCCAUAAUAGUCUAGGCAAGUGUUUAGUAAUAAUCCUUGAGAAGAAGAUGUUUCUCAAUGGAUGUUCUAAGGAACAUGGAUUUUGGUAUAAAAAUCUCUUUAGAAAGAUCCAUUAUACUUUAAA
Cucurbita pepo subsp. pepo (vegetable marrow) is the source of this 1667-nucleotide messenger RNA. The record is from RefSeq and is a predicted model, not a curated record. NCBI's taxonomy places the organism in Eukaryota, Viridiplantae, Streptophyta, Magnoliopsida, Cucurbitales, Cucurbitaceae.